AUGAACUGUAUUUUCCAGCCGUACUUGGAUCAUUUCGUGAUUGUCUUCAUUGAUGACAUACUGAUUUACUCAAAGAAUGAGGAGAAGCAUGAUGAGCAUUUGAGGAUCAUGUUGCAAGUACCGAAAGAGAAGAAACUUUAUGCAAAUCCUUCAAAGUGUGAGUUUUGGCUCAAUUCAGUGAAAUUUCUUGGGCAUGUGAUUUCUGCAAAAGGAGUGGCAUUGGAUCCUAACAAAAUUGAGGCAGUGCUAGAUUGGGAGAGACCCAAAACAGUUACAGAGGCGAGGAUUUUCUUAGGGUUGGCAGGUUACUAUAGGAGGUUCAUUGAAGGAUUCUCCAAGAUGGUGUUGCCACUUAUUCGCCUUACCCAGAAGGAGACUCCGUUCGUGUAG
Gastrolobium bilobum is the source of this 390-nucleotide messenger RNA. RefSeq lists its product as uncharacterized. Lineage: Eukaryota; Viridiplantae; Streptophyta; Magnoliopsida; Fabales; Fabaceae. The transcript has a single exon. The record is from RefSeq and is a predicted model, not a curated record. Bases 1 to 390 code for a protein of 129 amino acids.